AGAACGAACUCAUGUACACAAAGAACUGUCAUGGAUCAUGUGGAUGUUGUAUAAAGUGGUUAUGUUUUGGAUAGCCCAGUUCUGAAAUUAAGUAUAAGUUAAAGUACAGACUGCAAAAUAAGUCGGGAAGAUAUAUAUCACCAUAUGGUGGAUGGCCAGAAAUGGAAGCAUCCAAAGAAGAGAAUCAUCACGGAAAAAGUCAAACAUAUAUAUUUGGCAAUAAAUAUAAUCGUGGACUGGACGCAAUUGAGAAAAAUGACGAUGAUAUAAACAAAACAUCUGAUUGGGUUUCACCAAAAACCAACGAGCAAAACUCAUGUUGUUCUUGUAUUAAAAAACGAAGAUGGAACUUUUUGAUAGUUUUCCUCGCAAUUUCAUUCAGUUCAUUUCUAGUAUCCAUAGGCUUGGUGAUAUACCUUAUGCUUCAAUUUCAAGAUUUGAGUUUAGAGCUUGCAGCAUUGAGGAACAAUUCCUUGCACAACAGAUUUCAGAUAAAAAAUCUGAAGAGGAAGUUGAAAGUUUAUUUGUUGGACAUGAAAAACAUAGUGAAAACAUCAACAACAUGAGCAUCAUGUUAAAGAAUUAUACAGUUAUGUUCAAUCAAAGAAUUGGAAACCUUAAAGUGGAUGUCAAUAACUUAACAAAACUGUAUGAAAAUCAGGUCAAAAUACAGAGAGAUAUACAGACAAUGAUAGAGACUAAUAAUAGAAAUAACAGUAUGAAGAUGGGGAAACUUGACACAAAAGAUAUCGUGAUCCAAAAACAAAUUGAUGAAAUAGUACGGACACAAAACUCUUUUCAACAGAAGCUGUUAGACAUUCUAACGGCAGGAUCCAAUGCAGAGAUACGUAAUCAGAAAACAAACGAUAGUCAACGGAUCUGUCAUACGUCAGGAAUACAUACAUUGUUAUUUUUUAUAUUUCUGUUUAUUAUCCAUUGUGAGCCAGUUAUUUGAUAUAAAUUUUAAUACUUUAUAAUAAAUAAUGUUAUUGCAAUAAAAGGUAGUGCAAUGUUGAACUGUGAUCAAAUUCCACCAACAACAACUUCUUAAACAAAUCAGUUUCUUUGGGAGUAUUUUGGAGAAGUUAUAAUAGAUUUGAGUUGAGUGUUAAUAGAAAUAGGAAUUCUUAUAACACAAAGGCAAGACACAAAUUCAUUCUUCAGAAAGACAUAUGCUUCUCUGUGACCUUAAUUUUUAGACUAUUUUGCAUGAACAAGUGCGGGAUUUUGACUUGACGUAUCACAGUUCUGUCGAAUUCCGACUCCUCAUGGCUAAAUAAUUGUACUUGUUGUUAAGUUUGAUUUAAAAAAGCUUUUUGUUCUUUUAUACCUCGAAGUUUCUAUGAUGACACUUGCUGUUGUUCUCACGAGUUUAUUAGUCUUGCCUUGAACUUUUCAAUCAAUUUGCUCAAAUGUAUUUUUAUUUAUUGUAUGAAAUUUUGACCUCAAACUUAGGCAAAGUGUUUACAUCUAUUUUAAACACAAAGAAAUUUUCUGAUGAAAUUGGGAUUAUUUUGGACUCACAAUGUGGAUUCCGCAAGGGAUACUCUGUCCAAGAUAACAAGUUUGUUUUACAUUCUAUUAUUACAUUAUAAUUAUCUGCCGGAAAGAAAUUGUUCUCUGUAUUUGUGGAUUUUAAACGGACGUUUGAUACCGUUUGAAGGGCCGGGCUUUUCCAAAAACUUGUAAAAAACAACAUCAGAGGGAAAAUGUUUACAUUGAUACAGAAUGUGUACACAGAUAUUGAGUCUUGUGUUAAACUUAAUAAUUUGAAAACUGCAUUUUUCCAUGUGAAACGGGUGUUAGACAAGGAGGAAAUUAUUUCCAUUUCUUUUUGCUUUGUAUUUGAACGAUUUAGAAGACUUUUUGAGUCAAAAUUUAGGUCAUGGUUUAGAAUACUUAGAUUCAGAAUGUAUACAUAACAUAUGUAUUUAUUUGAAAAUGUUCAUUUUACUAUAUGCAGAUGAUACAGUUAUCUUUGCGGAUACUGUUGAAGAUUUACAAAUACUUUAAAUAUAUUUCAACAAUAUUGUAAUACAUGGAAACAUAUGGUCAAUGUCUCAAAGACAAAAAUUGUAAUUUUUGCAAAACGUAACUGUAAUAAAAAAAUUAAAUUUAAACUAUGUAAUGAUGAAAUUGAGAUUCAAGAUUCAUAUACAUAAUUAUCUUGGUUUGUUAUUUAAUAACAACGGUAAUUUUUGUAAAGCCAGAAACAAAUUAGCGGAUGAAGAUCAAAACGCUGUAUACAGUUUGUACCAGAGAAUUAAUAAUGAAAGUACUCCUUUAGAUUUUCAGAUAAAACUAUUUGAUUCGCUGGUAGCCCCUAUUUUGACUUAUUCCUCAGAAAUUUGGGGAU
Molecule: messenger RNA, 2356 nt
Organism: Mytilus californianus (California mussel)
Lineage: Eukaryota; Metazoa; Mollusca; Bivalvia; Mytilida; Mytilidae
Exons: 6
Coding region: 344-955 (203 amino acids)
Source: RefSeq, a predicted model, not a curated record